Molecule: messenger RNA, 578 nt
Organism: Daphnia pulex (common water flea)
Lineage: Eukaryota; Metazoa; Arthropoda; Branchiopoda; Diplostraca; Daphniidae
Product: transcriptional repressor protein YY1-like
Exons: 4
Coding region: 105-380 (91 amino acids)
Source: RefSeq, a predicted model, not a curated record
AGUCAACUGGCUGUAUAGGCUUGUAUAUAAACGACUGCUACCACCACUUGAAUCCACAGUUGACCAUUACCUCCACUACCGACUUGUAUUCAGCGCGAAUCAACAUGCAGAAGUUUACGAUAUCGAUGCUGUGCUUAGUAGUAUUGAUUGGGCUAGUGCUAGUCCAUCACGGGGCUGAGGCGAAGAAAAAAGAAAAAGGUAAAGGUUCGGGUUACGGUGGAGAUUACGGUAGCGGAGGAUAUGGAGGAGGAUAUGAAGGUGAUCAUAAGCCCCACAAGCCCCAUAAGCCUCACCACAAACCAAUUUUCAAACUGUUCAAGCCUCACCAUAAACCACAUAAUAAACCACAUCACCAAAGUGGAGGAUAUAGCACUUACUGAGCGUCUAAUUAACAGAACCGGAACAUGCAUAAUAGGCCUAUCUGGCUAACAAAAUGUUGAUUAAGAAAUUGUAUUUCUUUCUUGUAUACAGAGUUUAUCGCCGUACCCAUAAGUAAUUAACGAUUUGUAUCUCAUUUUCAUUCAACUCCUGUCCUCACUAUUAUACGCAAGACGAAAAUACAUUGUCUGAAUACGAAA